AUGCCGGUCGAGGUGCAGCGCAAACUGACGGUGCUAGGCUACCCGGGCGUGGGCAAGUCGUCGCUCACCACGUGCUUCGUGGAGAACCGCUUCGUGGAAAACUACGACCCGACCAUUGAGAACACCUUCCACAAGACCAUCCGAGUGCGGAACGCCCACUUUGUUACGGACAUCGUGGACACCGCAGGCAUGGACGAGUACGCCAACUUCUCGCAGGCUGCGUCAGUGGGCGUGCACGGCUACGUGCUUGUAUACUCGAUCGGCUCGCGCACGUCUUUCGAGAAGCUCAAACUCAUUAACGAGAAGCUAGUCAACAUGUUGGGCUCCAAGCCGCCGCGUGUGCUGGUGGGCAGCAUGUCAGAUCUAGAAAAGGCCAGGCAAGUGACCGUAGAAGAAGGCCGGACGCUGGCAAGCGAUUGGGAAUGCCCCUUCGUGGAAUGCUCAGCUAAAGACAACGAAAACAUCAGUAAGGAUUUAGCGUCUAUAGAAGAAUAA
Molecule: messenger RNA, 495 nt
Organism: Phytophthora infestans T30-4
Lineage: Eukaryota; Oomycota; Peronosporomycetes; Peronosporales; Peronosporaceae
Product: ras family GTPase, putative
Exons: 3
Coding region: 1-495 (164 amino acids)
Biological process (GO): small GTPase-mediated signal transduction
Cellular component (GO): plasma membrane
Molecular function (GO): GTPase activity; GDP binding; GTP binding
Source: RefSeq, a predicted model, not a curated record